Messenger RNA from Syzygium oleosum, 719 nucleotides. RefSeq lists its product as uncharacterized. Bases 93 to 404 code for a protein of 103 amino acids. Gene Ontology annotation, cellular component: Golgi apparatus; endoplasmic reticulum membrane. NCBI's taxonomy places the organism in Eukaryota, Viridiplantae, Streptophyta, Magnoliopsida, Myrtales, Myrtaceae. The transcript has 4 exons. Gene Ontology annotation, biological process: calcium ion transport; endoplasmic reticulum calcium ion homeostasis. The record is from RefSeq and is a predicted model, not a curated record.
CAAGCCCCGUCCGAGUGGACUCUAUAAAAGGGCUUCUCCUCUGCGCGUCGAGACGACCAGAGAACGUCCUGGAAUCGUCGGUGGCUUCCCCCAUGGCGUACGUUGAGCGAGGUGUGGUGAAAUCCAAGAAAUCAAUAUGGCGACUUAGAACGAUCACAGACUUAUUCUGGGCUAUUGUUAAUUUCAUAGGCGUGUUUUUCGCUACAAUGUUUUCGAUGGAAAAGUCCGACACUUACAGGAAAGGCUCCUCCGGCUCUCGCAAGAAAUGGGAUGGUGGCGGCGGCCCGGGAGGUUCCGGAAGGGGUCCUUACGGUGGCGGUCCUCGUGGCCCACCACGCGGAUUGGAUAAUGUCCGCGGAAUUGACCACAGUUCAUUGCCAGCCUGUGGUUCUUGCUGUGGUUGAGGGUACUAGCCUCCUGUCUACAGAAAGCAUUGGAGUGUCUAUGAUGCCUAUAUUCAAAGCGACUAAGAGCUCAGUUUACUUUUGUGUAUAAUUUGGCAUGACUCAUGGAUUGAAUUAAUGUCAGUAAGACAUCUAAGAGGACAAGAGUUGGUACUUGGGAGAUUAUCUUGGUUAUGUGAACAUGAUGAUUCGAAAGAUCGAGUCUUUGAGUGUUUCUAAGGAUAGCACAUAAUCAGUAUCUCAUUAGUCAUUUGGAUAUGCUGCUGUGCCAACUUUCGUCUUUUGUUCUGUUAGUUUCAAACGUACUCAUCUUUA